AUGUCAGCUAUGAGACAAGCAAAAUACAGCUUUGAGCUGGACACAUCCACUUCAGGCACAGUUGGAGUACAGGGAUCAGCAUCGACCAGCUCAUUCCUCAGUGGAGGCUCUUCAGUUUGGCAUUGUCAGUCUGUGUGUUCCUCCCAUUUUAACAGCUCCAGCAGAGCACAGACACCAGGUGGUUUUCUUAGGACCCCAGCUCCAGGUCCUAGUCUUGUUACCUCAAACAGUACCUCCCGCAAGACCCCAAGUUCACGUCGUACUCCACACAUUUCAAGCGUCACCCCAGGAAUGGCACCCUCUUCUGUCGUGGUUGCAAUCGUUGAAGGGCGUGGUCUUGCAAAAGGAGAGAUUGGCAUGGCCAGCAUCGAUCUGAAGAAACCAGAACUAAUUCUAUCACAGUUUUCAGAUAACCAGACUUACGUCAAAGUUCUUACAAGAUUGCAGAUUUUGGAACCUUUGGAAAUUAUCAUGCCUAAUACAGCGUGUGAAAACCCCUCCACACUGUUCAAGUUCCUUAGCGACCAGCUCCCCUACGCAAACUUGUCAUCUGUCCAAAGAAAAUAUUUCAACGAAGCUAAAGGCCUAGAGUACGUCAAACAGUUGUGUGUUCCUGAGUACAACACUGUAGAAAUGGAGGUGGCUUCAAAAUAUUACUGUCUGGCAACGGCUGCUGCCUUGCUUAAAUAUGUGGAGUUUAUACAAAACAUAGUUUAUGCUCCUGGUUCCGUCAAAGUCGUUUUCAAAGGAAGCGAAAAGACUACAAUUGUAGAUGCCUCUACUACUAAGAACUUGGAGCUAAUUCAGAAUGCCAGGGAUCCUGAAAGCGGUCACUGUUUUUACGGAGUUCUGAAUCACACUAGGACAGCUGGUGGAGAUGCAGAGACUACAAAUGUUCGUUUGGACUGUGUGGCAGAAUUGACAGACAAAGAGGAGCUCUUCUACGGAUUACAGUCCGUGGUAGGUCGGUUCUUGGAUAUUGACCACUUAACCUCAAUGUGCGUUCAACUUCCUAAACAAGAAACAGUAAAAACUGCGGAGUCCAAGAUCACUACUGUUAUCUAUCUGAAGCAUACUCUGGAGCUUGUCGAGCCUCUCAGAUUGGCCCUCAAGGACGCAGAAGCCGAACUUUUCAAAGCCUAUUACGAGUCUCUUAAUGACAGCAGAUUUGCAACCAUUAUGGAGAGGAUUCAGACUGUUAUACAUGAUGAUACUCGGUAUCAGAAAGGAACGCUCAACAUGAGGACUCAGAAAUGCUUCGCUGUCAAGGUACAAGAGCUAUACCGAACUGUUUCAGUUUUUUAACUUGAUAGUUCAGCUUUCGUUUUAAUAUUUUCAGGCCUUCUUGACGUGGCGCGAAGGACGUAUACUGAGAUUGUGGAUGACAUUACUGAAAUGAUCAAACAGCUCGGGGAGAAGCACAAACUACCCCUCAAAACUGGUUUUAACGGUACUAAAGGAUUCUUUGUACAACUCACGCUAAACCGGGAUCAGCAUAUUGACCUCAAAACGCUGCCGAGUGAAUUCCUAAAGGCUGUUAAAGUCAGAAGUGCGGUCUGCUUCACCACGGUUGAUCUGAUAAAGCUUAACGAUAGGAUAAAGGAGUCUUUGAACGAAAUCUACCUCAUGACAAACGUGGUGGUAUCUGAACUUUUGAGUGAAAUCCGCGAACACAUGGGAUGCCUAUACAAACUUGCUGAACUUGUCAGUGUGUUGGACAUGCUGGUUUCCUUUGCCCACCUGUGCACUUUGUCCGACUAUGUGCGACCAGAAUUCACUGACACCUUUGCGAUUAAAAACGGACGUCAUCCCAUCCUGGAUAAAAUUCUUCCGGAGCCACCAACGCCAAACAACACGUAUGCAACUGAUGGAUCAAAUCUCCUACUCAUAACAGGUCCCAACAUGAGUGGCAAAUCCACAUAUUUGAAACAAAUAGCGUUGCUUCAGAUUAUGGCGCAGGUUGGGUGUUAUGUACCAGCGGAAUACGCUUCAUUCAGAGCUGCAGAUCAGAUACUUUCAAGAAUCGGAAGCGACGACGACAUCGAAACCAAUUCCUCUACUUUUACGCUUGAGAUGAGAGAAAUACAUUACAUUAUUCAGAACGCAAGUGACAAAUCCUUAAUCAUCAUUGACGAGCUAGGGAGAGGAACCAGUAGCGAGGAAGGAGUAGGAAUUUGUUUUGCCAUUGCUGAGGAUCUUCUAAAAAAGAAGACAUUUACAUUCCUUGCAACCCACUUCCUUGAGUUGACUACAAUUGAUACCUUGUACCCAAAUGUUGAAAAUCUGCAUAUGAAGAUUCAGAAAACGUUCAGUAACGAAGCUGCAUGUGAGAAGAUCACCUAUACUCAUGUGCUAUCAAAAGGAAGAACUGAAGAAAAACAUUAUGGUGUUCAGCUCGCUGAAUUCUCAACGCUGCCACAGUCGAUAGUGAGGGACGCUCGAGAAAUUUCAACCGAGUUAACAAGACAGAAAGAGACUAGUCAGCUGUUGUCAGCAGAAAGCCGCCAACAUAUAGCAGUGUUCCGUUUGGCAACUAAGCUCCUCCAAGCUGGACGUAACUCACGCCUUGACAAAGCUGGACUGCGUGCUUAUCUCUUGGGUCUUAAAAACCAGUUUGAACGAGAGUCUGCACCUGAAGUUGAAGAAUAGAAAUGCCAAGGCCGAGUUAUAAUAUAAUUCAUGAAAAUGGAGCCGAUCAAAAGUGUUAUAUUAACACAGAGCUCCAAAUAUGUCUCCGAUGAUACAAUCCAAGGCGACUCCCUUUAUGCUGACUUCACAUGAUUAGUUUUAAAAUUCAAAAUGUACCUAUAGAACGAGUCUGGGGAGACGAAGGCCGGAAAAUGUUUGCCGUAACUGGAGGUCAUUGCUAAGCUCACUCGGUGGGCCUUGGCUUGGGUCCAAAAUCAAUUCCUCUCUCCAAGUCAUCGUCAAUUACUAUAUUUAACUGUUUAUAAAUAUGUUUCAGACUUUACGUCAGUAUUUGAUUAUGGUUUAUCAAAUCCAGGUUCUUUCUUUAUGACAUUGUAAAUUAAUGAGCAAUCAUGAUAUAUGGCGGUCUUAGAGUUGCCAUUAAAGGCCCAGUUACCCCCAUUGCUUUAUGGCCGUUUGUCGUUGAUUUGAAAUGACGAGUUACAAGGAUUCGAAGCGCAUCAUAGCAGGGUCUCGUCCACUCGAAAUGUAACUUCUGUUGAAUGAUUCGAGCUAUUCGAAAUUUCAUGGAAAGAUUUCAACAGGAGGUCGCCAACACACACGUGUAAACCUUUAAGGCUCUCCGUUUCACUCAAACGAUCAUGAUGACGCUCUAAGAGAAUUGGAGAUAACUGCCGCGGUAAGAUCUUUUAAAUAGCUCAGCUGAAUAUAUGCACGACUCUGGUUAUAAUCUAUAUUUAACCAAAGGACCUAGAGUGUCCCAUUAUACUUCAGGAACCACAAAAUGAAAGGACGGUUAAGUUGAACGUGCAUGGAAGCAAAGAAGAGGAGCGUGUCCUCGCAAAACAGCCAACCUCGACUGUGCUGACUCUUCUACUGAAGUAUUGAGUCCAAAGGCGUGAACCGGGUAAAUACUGAUGAAUAAUUGAUCUGUCGCGUUAGUGGUCUUCUUCUUCUCGCCUGCAUUUGCUUAUAGAUGUAAUUCCAUUUAAACCUAGAUUUUUAUGGCAGCAGUAGCCAAGAAACCAUUUGUUAUGUUGCCGGAUCGCUACAUGGCUGAAGUAAUGCGGUCCUUCACCCUAAGCCAGGUACAUUUCCUUUACAUAUCCAUCCGUGAA
Molecule: messenger RNA, 3767 nt
Organism: Orbicella faveolata
Lineage: Eukaryota; Metazoa; Cnidaria; Anthozoa; Scleractinia; Merulinidae
Product: mutS protein homolog 4-like
Biological process (GO): reciprocal meiotic recombination; mismatch repair
Cellular component (GO): nucleus
Molecular function (GO): ATP binding; ATP-dependent DNA damage sensor activity; mismatched DNA binding
Source: RefSeq, a predicted model, not a curated record